This is a messenger RNA of Tachysurus vachellii, 3399 nucleotides long. RefSeq names its product fascin actin-bundling protein 1b (gene fscn1b). Gene Ontology annotation, biological process: cell migration; actin filament bundle assembly; establishment or maintenance of cell polarity. The transcript has 5 exons. Gene Ontology annotation, cellular component: growth cone; microvillus; lamellipodium. Gene Ontology annotation, molecular function: protein-macromolecule adaptor activity; actin filament binding. Bases 112 to 1584 code for a protein of 490 amino acids. The record is from RefSeq and is a predicted model, not a curated record. NCBI's taxonomy places the organism in Eukaryota, Metazoa, Chordata, Actinopteri, Siluriformes, Bagridae.
CACACACACACACACACACACACAGCAGCACACGCGCCCGCGCGAACACAUAACCGCGGUCACACCCACCCGGACUCUCAGACAAUUAUCUCAAAAUCUGUUAGAAAAACGAUGGCUUCAGGAGGUUUAGGAGAGAGUACAGUCAUUCAGCUCGGCUUGAUCAAUGCAGAAGACAAAUAUUUGACCGCAGAGGCGUUUGGCUUCAAAGUGAACGCGUGCGCCACGUCCAUGCGUAAGAAACAGGUAUGGACGCUGGAGCACGCGGACCAGGCAGGAGACUCCAGCUCGGUCCUCCUGCGCAGUCACCUGGGUCGCUACCUGUCCUCCGACAAGGACGGGAACGUGACGGCUGAGUGCGAACGACCCUGCACAGACUGCCGCUUCUGCGUGGUGGCGCAUGCCGAUGGCCGGUGGUCUCUGCGCUCAGAGGCACACGGCCGAUACCUGGGAGGCACCGAGGACCGCGUGCUUUGCUCCACGACCGAGGGGAAGUGGUACGUUCACCUCGCCACACACCCGCAGGUCAACCUGUACAGCGUUUCGCGCAAGCGGUAUCUGCACGCGCACACCGGGCGUAGUGAGCUUGCUGCGGACCGCGAUGCUCCCUGGGGCGUGGGCUCCGUGCUCACCCUGGUGUACCGGGAGCGCCGUUACCACUUGCAGACCGCCGGCGGCCGCUUCCUCUCUAGCACCGGUGCGCUGGUGUCUGAGCCACAGGACGACACUGGAUUCACGCUGGAGUUUCGCGCGGGCACGGUGGCGUUCCGGAACGCUGCAGGGAGAUACCUGGCUCCCUCCGGCCCGAGCGGCACAGUCAGGGCGGGUAAAAACAUCCGCGUGGGUAAAGACGAGGUGUUCGUGCUAGAGAGAAGCCGCGGGCAGGUGGUGCUCACUGCCAGCAACGACAGGAACGUGUCCAUGCGCCAGGGAGUCGAUCUGUCAGCCAAUCAGGAUGAAGAGUCUGAUCAGGAAGUCUUCCAGAUGGAGAUGGACCAGGACACGAAGCGCUGUGCUUUCAGGGCCUGCAAUGGGAAAUACUGGAGUCUCACACCGAGUGGAGCGAUUCAGUGCACUGCUUCGGAAAUAUCCGCCAGCUGCUUCUUUGAGUUAGAGUGGAACGGAGCGAAGGUCAUGCUCAAGGCCACUAAUGGCAAGUACAUCGCAGCCAAGAAGAAUGGCCAGCUGGCUGCCUCCGUGGACUCUGCAGGUGAACAGGAGGAGUUUGUUUUGAAACUCAUUAACAGGCCGUUGAUAGUAGUGCGUGGGGAAGACGGCUUCAUCGGUUGUCGUAAGCAAGGCACAGGAACUCUGGACUCCAACCGUUCUUCCUAUGACAUCUUCCAGUUAGAGUACAAUAACAAUGCCUACUGUCUCCGAGACUCUGCAGGGAAGUACUGGAUGGUGGAGGCUGAUGGCGUAGUUGUGAGCAGCAGCACCGCACCGGUUUACUUCCUGUUUGAGUUCUGUGAUUAUAACAGAGUUGCCAUUAAGACACAACAGGGUCUUUAUCUGAAGGGAGAUCAUGCUGGGGUGCUAAAGGCUAAUGCAAAGAGUAUCGCUAAUGCUACGCUGUGGGAGUACUAAUACACACACACACACACACACACACACACACACACACACACACACACACCUGAUUGUGACAUUGACUUACUCUAUGUUCACACUAAUCAGUGACAGGUGACUAACCUCCAUCUUUUUACAUGCAUAUGAAGCAUUUCGUCUUCACCUGUAGCUCAUUCAUGGUUACUGUCUGAAACUCAAAAAUAAAAACACGUCGUUUCAUUUAAUUAAAUGUGCGUAGAGAUGUGAGGAAGAGAAAAACGGAUGUUUGGAAGGAAGUAGCUGUUUAUAUCUAUUACCAUUUCUUAUCAAAAGUCAGGCCACGCCCACCGACGACAGUGAUGUCACCUGUCACCUGUCACUACGGUUACAGCUAAUAUUCAUGAACAGGGAACAGCGACAGACGCUAUAAGUACAAGAGUACGAUAUGUAACGUGAAUACAAUGCACAAAGCAACCAUAUUAGCACAAAAAAAAGCACAUUAAGUCGAACUGAACACUAAAACAAUUCUGUAGCAUAAACUUGUGUUUUUCAGUGACACGUUGUGUAAAAUCUUAACUAGCCGAUCAACAUCGUCAUCUUUGAUAAAUCUAUGGAAUAGAGACACGGAUCCCGGACUGUAACAACACUGUCUCUCUCUAUCUGUAACACUAUCUAAGUUUGGAUUUAGUUGUAAACCUAGAUUGGGCGUGGCCUGAAAGGACGGACAGAAAAACCACGUAAUAUCCUCAGCUAUGGUCCAUUCUUAUACAUUUACAUCCCUAAUAGAUCCAUCGUCUCAGAAAUAGACUGAAAAAAAACGCUUUAACCGGCCACGGCUUGUCCGAUCUGCUGUAAGAAGGAGUCUCUGAGCCGUUCGGAGCUCAGAAGAUUUCACACACUAGUAUUUUGCAUGUGCAGUGUCUAUGAUGUACCUCACCUUUUUUUUUUUUUUUAAACUUCCUGUAAAGUAGGUGCUAGUACACACUCGCUGCUCUGAAAUAUACAUACGCUUCUGAAUACGUGUCAUUUUGUACAAAUAUAUUUUCAAAGUAUGUUCUUGGAAGCACAAACUCGUAGGUUUUCCCAGACCGAAGCACAAAUAUCGGUACACGGCAUCGUUGAUGUCGAAUAUCAUGACUAAUCCCGUCUCGUCUAAAACUAUCAGUAUUAGAUUCCAGAACAUCCCCAUUUGUCGUUCUGAUGUACACAGAAUUCAGAAUUGGAGUCUUCCAGAAAUGGUGACAUGAAACCCAAACACAAAGAGUGUACCCCAUAUGCUCACUAUGCAUUAUGGGUAACAAGCGCAGCUCCUCAGCCACUAAGCACAGCACCUUAACUGCUAAAAGACGUGGACGAGGUCGGUGUAAAUCAGCAGCUUGUCCUUCAGACAUGAGGACUGUGUCCUGAACCAGAAACAUUUUUAGUGUGAACAGAGGCUGGUGUAAUGAGGUCAGGUUUUAAAUAGCUGUGCUAAGACUUCCAGAGUUCUAGAAAAACACGACUGUUCACCUUCACUUUCUUGACUACAUACACACACAAACACACAUCACACCCUUCAUUUGUUUAAUAGAUAACCGAGGCACGUGUCUGCUAUUAAACAUCAUUGUAACUGCGCUAGCUACAGUAACCAUGUGAUAUCACAACACCGCUAACUCCUGACAGAAAUAACAAAAAAUUUACACAAAUUAGCAUUAGCAUUAGCACAAGCAGUAUUUCAUUAUAAUCCUAUUUAAAGUGUUUCAGAAGUGAGAGAAGUUGAAACUUUUUUGCACUGCUAUGUUUAAAAAGCUUUAAUCUCAUUUGAAUGUCAUGAGGAAAAGUGACAGAUGCUCUUGGGCUUCGUCUUCAUGUGCC